GAGAUACUUCAGUGGAGGUGACCGAGCAGAGUGACUCCUCACUCAAAGCAAUGGGCAUGACCCCUGGCUCCGACUACCUCAUUGGCUCCCGCGCCGCGACCGUGGUGGCAGCGAUGGUUGGCCUCGGCUACAACCUCCCCGGCUUUGUUUGCCCCAAAGAGAAGAGCAUAUUCGUCGGUGAGCAGCACGGGGUUGAGAGAUGGAGGCGGAGAUGUACCACUGCUCUUCAUGACCAUAGUGCUGAUCUUUAUCAGGGAAGUGAAGAGGCCCGUUGGCCGUGUUGGCAGGUGAUGGUUGGCCUCGGGUACAACCUCCCUGGUGGGUUAAGCCCAUUCGCUGUGGCUGUAUUGUGGUCUGGGAGUCAAGACGUUGACCUGGUUGUUUAGGUUCCAGUGGCACGAUUUAU
This is a messenger RNA of Lolium rigidum, 406 nucleotides long. RefSeq lists its product as uncharacterized. The coding region runs from base 51 to 386 and encodes 111 amino acids. The record is from RefSeq and is a predicted model, not a curated record. NCBI's taxonomy places the organism in Eukaryota, Viridiplantae, Streptophyta, Magnoliopsida, Poales, Poaceae. The transcript has 2 exons.